ACAAAUUGUUUUCAGGACUUAUUCUUUUUUCCUUUGGUUUCGAUGGCAUUGGGUCUUCAUCACGGCGGCCUUUUCUUUCCCAAAUUUCAAUCCUUACCCAGUAGAAGUAAAACUGUUUUGGCGCGCAGUUCCAACAGCCAUGAGUCUUCUCCUUCCUCUUCCAAUGGCUCUCUUCCCCUGAAACAGAAGAAAACUUUCCCAGGGAAGCCAGAGGCUGAUAUUGUUGUGAUUGGGAGUGGUAUUGGGGGGCUUUGCUGUGCAGGACUUCUAGCUAGAUACCAGCAGGAUGUCCUUGUGCUGGAAAGUCAUGAUCAACCCGGGGGAGCUGCUCAUUCUUUUGAGAUUAAAGGCUACAAAUUUGAUUCUGGGCCAUCGUUGUUCUCUGGUUUCCAAUCAAGAGGUCCUCAAGCAAAUCCCCUUGCUCAGGUUCUAGAUGCCUUAGGGGAGUCAGUUCCAUGUGCAAAUUAUGACUCCUGGAUGGUCUAUUUACCUGAAGGUGAAUUCCUUUCAAGAAUUGGCCCAACUGAAUUUUACAAGGACCUAGAGAAGUAUGCAAGCCAGAAUGCUGUGCAGGAAUGGAAAAAACUACUUGAUGCAAUACUUCCAUUAUCUGCUGCUGCAAUGGCUCUACCUCCUUUAUCUAUAAGAGGAGAUCUGGGUGUUCUUUCUACUGUUGCUGCUCGAUAUGCCCCCUCUCUACUGAAAUCCUUUAUUGAAAUGGGACCCCAGGGAGCUCUUGGUGCUACGAAGCUUCUGCGUCCCUUCUCAGAAAUUGUAGACUCAUUGGAGCUGAAGGACCCUUUUAUAAGGAAUUGGGUGGAUCUUCUGGCUUUCCUUCUUGCAGGGGUGAAAUCUAAUGGUAUACUUUCAGCAGAGAUGAUUUAUAUGUUUGCUGAAUGGUACAAGCCAGGAUGCAGUCUGGAAUAUCCCCUUCAUGGAAGUGGGGCCAUUGUUGAUGCCCUUGUCCGAGGAAUACAGAAGUUUGGAGGACAAGUUUCUCUAUCAAGUCAUGUGGAAAAGAUUGUUGUUGAAAGUGGCAGAGCCACUGGGGUCAUGCUAAGAGGUGGUCAAUUCAUACGAGCAAAAAAGGCUGUUGUAAGCAAUGCAUCUAUAUGGGACACUUUAAACCUCUUACCCAGGGAAGCUGUUCCAAACUCAUACAUGGAAAGGAUCAGCAGGACACCUCAGUGUGAAUCAUUCAUGCAUCUUCAUUUAGGCUUUGAUGCAGAGGGCAUUCGUGAGGAUUUGGGGAUUCAUCAUAUUGUUGUGAAUGACUGGGAAAGAGGAGUUGAUGCUGAUCAAAAUGUUGUUUUAAUUUCCAUUCCCAGUGCACUUAGUCCAGAUCUAGCACCACCAGGGAAGCAUAUUUUACAUGCCUAUACUCCUGGGACUGAACCAUUUGAAUUGUGGGACGGACUUGAUCGUAGAAGUCCUGAGUACAAAAAGCUCAAAUCUGAACGAUCAGAGGUAAUGUGGAGAGCUGUUGAACGCACGCUUGGCCCAGGUUUCAACCGGGACAGGUGUGAGGUGAAGUUGGUGGGAACCCCUCUAACACAUAAAAGGUUUCUCAGGAGGAAUAGAGGAACUUAUGGACCAGCCAUACAAGCUGGUAAAGACUCUUUUCUUGGCCAUUCAACACCCAUUCCACAGCUCUAUUGCUGCGGGGAUUCUACCUUUCCUGGCAUUGGAGUUCCUGCAGUUGCUGCUAGUGGCGCUAUUGUUGCUAACUCAUUAGUCCCUGUUUCUCAACACUCCCUCCUCCUUGAUGCCAUCGGAAUUUGAACACAUAUCGGUGAAUACACGCCAUCUACUCUUGGCCUUUUUAUUGGACCGCCCCACCUUUCAAAACUGAUCAAAUCUACCUCUGUUUUCUUAUUGGGACUGUAAAUUCAUUAAUCCAAAUGAAGGUGGAGGAACCCUUCAAUUGUCCUAUAUUCUUGAAAUGAAUACACUAUACACAU
Molecule: messenger RNA, 1961 nt
Organism: Rubroshorea leprosula
Lineage: Eukaryota; Viridiplantae; Streptophyta; Magnoliopsida; Malvales; Dipterocarpaceae
Source: the annotation of a GenBank genome assembly